Elaeis guineensis (African oil palm) is the source of this 6239-nucleotide messenger RNA. NCBI's taxonomy places the organism in Eukaryota, Viridiplantae, Streptophyta, Magnoliopsida, Arecales, Arecaceae. The record is from RefSeq and is a predicted model, not a curated record.
UCUCUCUCUCUCUGUCUCUGCUCAGUGAUUGUUUUUCUUUUUUUUUUUUUGUAUAUAUUGAUGUAUAUUUAAGGCAGAGCCCAGUAGAAACCGCUCCUGCCCUGAAGAAAUCCGACGGGUGGGUUGAGAAAUCCGUGCGCGGUGGCUGCUAGAAAGAUUGCAACUUUUCGUUCGUCCGAACGUUUUCCUCUUCACCCUCGUUCUUUCCAAGAGAGAAUAGAUAAGCUCCUCUCUCUCUCUCUCUCUCUCUCUGUUCCUUGUUGGUUGCUCUGUUGCUGACCCUCUCAAUGGCAGAGGACUGUACUGUCGGCCACUUUAGUGAUGAGAUUUCGUGAGAAAAUGGAAGAAUUCAAGGGAAUUUGAUGAGUUGGUUGCUUGAUUUCUUCUUUAUGUCCGUUAUUUUCAAGUAAAAAAAUGGGUCUUGGCUCUUCCUGACCUGCGGGCGGUUUCCCGUUAACAUUGUUCCUUUUGAGUGUAUUUUUCCAAAAUUUGGAGGAAUUCAUGGUUUUUAUCUGAAUAUUACUCCUUUUUCGCUUCUAGUAACCCGAUCGUUGGCCUCUAAUACAUUCAAAACCGGUUCUUUUCUUGAAUUCUGACCCAAAGUUUCGAUUUUUCUUCGAUUUUUAUAUGGAGGAGAUGAUCCGUUCGUCUCUCUUCUCAUCUUUCUUAUCCGAAGAGAGUUCUAGAAAAGCUGAGGAGCUCGUGAUAUUUGGUUGCGGAGCUCCUUUCUGAUGUGGUUUUCUCCUUGCGAGCCCGUGAGCGAUCCCUUUUCCCAUAGUCGGAGCUCCCCAAAAGUUCCCCCUGGUCCGGGAGUCUAAAUUUCCAAAGAAAUGGGUCCUUUGCAGUCCAUUGAUGGUGUGGUGGAGGAGAUCAUGAGGAUCCACCGAUCUCUGCCGCCGCGGCCGGGCAUUGACGAGGUCGACGCGGCGAUGGCCUUGGUCCGCAACGUGGACAAGGAGGAGCAGGCCCGCAUCGAUACCAUAUCUAAGCAGAAGAAGGGAUUCGAGAUCCCCGAGGAGCUCUUCUUUGUGCUCCAGGAGAUGCAGAAGAAUCUGGUCUACUUUCAGGGCAAAGAGCAGAAGAGGGAGGCUCUGAAGCUGCUUGAUCUGGAGAACACCCACGUGUUGUUCGACGACUUGAUUCAGAGGGCCUCCAAGUGCCUUCCUUCCAGCUCAAAUGGGUUGGCGCCGUCGAUUUCCGCGAACCCAGCCAAAGCUACUGCAGCCAGCUCCAAGACUAGCUUCGAUACUAAUACCACUGCUUCAGCUGUAGUUCACUCGGAGAAAAGGGUCGGAAGGAGCUUCGAGGGUCUUAGUAGAGAUGACAGUUGCUUGAAGAAAGCAAAGUCCACAAUGUAUGCUGAGGGAUUUGGCGGUGGUGAUCCUCGCGUAUUGCAACGGUUGUUGCAGAAUCCUACAACUAGGCCUGAGGCUACUUUUGAUAGUGAGAAACUGAGUCUUAUUAAACUAGCUAGCUUGAUAGAGGUCUCUGCAAAGAAAGGCACCCGAGAUCUAAACCUUCAGAACAAGCUUAUGGAUCAAAUUGACUGGUUACCUGAUUCGAUUGGGAAGCUUUCUGGUCUGGUCACUCUUGAUCUUUCAGAAAAUCGAAUUGUUGUUUUGCCAGCUACUGUUGGUGCUCUUUCUUCUUUAAAAAGAUUGGACCUUCACUCAAAUCGGAUAGCUGAGCUUCCUAACUCUAUUGGAGAUCUUUAUAGCCUGUUAUAUCUGGAUCUGAGGGGAAACCAGUUAAUGUCAUUACCCUCUACAAUUGGGAAAUUGGUGCAACUUGAGGAACUUGACCUGAGCUCGAACCAGCUAUCCUCGCUUCCAGAUGCAAUUGGAAAUCUUGUACGCUUGAAGAAGUUAAUCAUUGAAACAAAUGAUAUUGAAGAACUCCCACAUACUAUUGGUCAUUGUGUCUCUCUUGUUGAACUCCGAGCAGAUUAUAAUCGGCUGAAAGGCCUUCCAGAAGCUGUUGGAAGGCUGGAAUCUCUGGAGAUUCUCUCUGUCCGGUACAACAAUAUCAAAUCACUUCCAACCACCAUGGCAUCUCUGUCAAAAUUGAAGGAGCUUGAUGUCAGCUUCAAUGAGCUUGAAUCAGUUCCUGAGAGCUUAUGCCUUGCAACUACACUUGUCAAGCUGAACAUAGGAAAUAAUUUUGCUGAUUUACAAUCUCUUCCACGCUCUAUUGGCAAUCUUGAGAUGCUAGAAGAGUUGGAUAUCAGCAAUAAUCAGAUUAGGGUCCUUCCAGACUCUUUUGGGAUGUUGUCACAACUCCGCGUGCUUCAUGCAGAAGAGAACCCUUUGGAGUUGCCACCAAGGCAUAUUGCUGAAAUGGGUGCACAGGCUGUUGUGCAAUACAUGGCUGAACAUGUUGCAAAGAAAGAUGUGAAGUUGCGUCCAGUAAAGAGUAAGAAGAGUUGGACUCAGUUUUGCUUUCUCUCAAGGCCUAACAGAAGAAAGCAUGAUGGCUUGGAGUAUGUUAGCUGAUUCAACGAUGCCAUUUGGGAUACAUCUUUCAUGUUGUUGUUGGAAUACACGAUCGUGAUGCAAGUAGUCUUGUCCACUCACAUAAAAGAAGACUUUGAAGAUGUGAAUCUAAUUUUUGCCUCGGGACUUGAGUAAAAUUCCUCCUGCCUAGGUCUGUUGUUUCACUUGUAUUUCUAGUGUCUUUGAACUUGUGUGAGAUGUAAUAUUAACUUCCUGUGGCAAAUAGAAAUGAACAAAAAUGUAUGCGAUAUUUCUUAUUCUUUACAUUUUCUUGUAGUUGAUUUUCUUUUGUAACGUAGUGCACAUGAACUUUUUUUUUUCCAAUUUAGAAUUGUCUUGUAGUUGAUUUUCUUUUGUAACAUAGUGCACAUGAACUCUUUCAUUCAUUUAGAAAAAAAAAAAUUAGGUGCUUUGGACAUUCAAGAUGAAGUUUACAUGCUUUUUAAAUCAUAAAUGAUUGUGUUAGAUGAAACAGGCUAAUAGCUAGACAUCAUGAUUAUUUAGGGAAGGAAAAUACUUCCCUGUCCAGUCACUUGGAACAUGUGGCUUCUGUGUUGGAUGAGGUGUCAGUCAGGAGAGAGAAGUGAAGGGUUGGGGAUUAGUUUUGAGUCAUUUUAUCAAAAAGAGUUCUUUAGUGGAUUACUGAUCAUGCUCUAUUUUUUUGAGUAGUGGAUGCUGAACACCUUCCUGUAAUUGAUAACAUCAUAUCAACAUCGUCCAUUGGGUAAUGCAAAAGCUCUAAAGAGCAUAUUAUAAAGAAUUAUUACCAUAAACAAGUUUUUGCUACUCUUGACCCGACACCAUAGCUCACAACUGGCCUUUUUAAGAUAAUAGGGUGAACUUUCUAGAUGGUGUAGAAGAUAUGUUGUUGAGAAAUGUGGUUGCAAGAUUUCCAUUAAAUGAUUUAUUAGUCCAAAUAUAACAAUGGAAACACAUGCAGAUAAAAUGCUCAUUUAGAGAUCGUAAAUGCCAAUAGAAUGGGGAACAACUGCUAAAUAAAUCUUACCCUUAACAUGCCACAAAGGUCAUGGUAGAGUCUUCGUUGUUACAAUAUAAGAAUUACUCUUUAGGUCCUCCAACUUUUACAAUAUCUCGAUUCAAUAGUUAGAAUUUUAGAAAAGUUGAAUCAGCAUCUGUUAUCAUUGUUAUUUAUUGGAUUAGAGUUUCAGCAAAUCCAUUUAUGUUGUCUUUAUCUAGUAGAUGUUUCAAUUUGACUUGUUGGCAUAUAGCUAGCAUGUUAGAGAUGAACUCAAUUGCAUAUACUGGACCUCUUGUUUUUCUGCCUUUGGCUAAAUGCUUUCCACCCCGAAGUUUGAAUUGUUGGUCCUUGGUUGGUUGAGCUUAAACACUAAUUUAGGUUUCUGGACUGCUAAUUGACCUUUAGGUUUCAUGGCAAGCCCUUCUUUUGCUGAACUAGACUUAGCCAGAAAUUCAAUACUGAUUCAUAUAAGGGUAUUGUCAAGGUUUCAGACUUUUCUAUUGUAAUUUCGGUUCAGAACGAUCAUUUGUUUUGUUAAAGAUAGUUGGUAGCCUACAAAUUUUCUGAGUACUAUAGUUCAGACAUAACAUAAAUGUCUGUUCUAUUAUCCAUCAAUGUAUUUCCUUCUAUGCUUUGUGCCAUAGUAGGCUAUCAUUCAAAAUCACUGUUAGUCAGCUUUCAUGUUAUUGGAGCCUGGUUCGUACUGGUGUACUAGGAACUUGCAAAUUUGUUUGGGACAAGGUCCAAAAUUUGAGUUGAUUAUCUAUGCCUAGUGACCAUUUGGUGAUCACAUUGACAUGAAAACAGUUAGAUCGAAACUAUAAGAAUGAGUAAAUCUCUUGGCCAGACCUUUUGAACCCAGAAACACCGUUUCAGCCAUCUAUGACUGGCUGGUGUUAAGACUGGUAUAUUAACAUAUCAUCCAGCAAGUUAUUCUUAUUGAAUGCUGAUCUGAUUCAACUUGUUUUCACUUAAUUUAGUUUAAAUUCCUUGUGACAUAUAUUGACUUUGUCAGACCUUUCCAAGCCCUAAUAUUUUAUUUCUCUAGGCUCUUGAGAUUUUUUUGCGUUCCACUUCUGCCCUUCUGUUGGCUGGUAUCACUGUUCAUUUGCAAUAUUACUAUUUCUGAACUUGGUAUGUAGAUGACAAAUGAUGUCAUCAGAAUUAAUUUAUAUUAAAGUAACAUGUUUAUUGCUGCUUUGUUUUCAAAAUUUAUGUUAUUGUUUUUCCCCUUCCAAAAAACACUUUGUUUCAGUUUAAUGAUUUUGGACACUUCUUUUUGUUAAGAGCUUUCUCCAUGGAUUGAAUUAAGCAGAAAACCACCUUUUCAUCCUAGUAAGGCGAAUAUUUGAGAAAUUAUAUAUAUUUCUGUUGUAUGACUACAUGCAUUAAAAUCAUGAAAAAUAUUGACAAGCUUUACUUUUUCCUCUUUUUUUAAGAAAAAGAGCUGCUUGCAUUUUUUUUUUUUUGGAUAAGUCAACUCCUAAGCUAUUGACUUAUGUUUCUCCAACUUUUUGUUGAAAAAAGUUGUUAGCAAGGAAAUAAGUUCCAUUAGUUGAAUCUCCUACUCAUUCAAGCUCCUCUUGAACUUGUAUGAAUAAAUGAUCUUAUUUAGGCAAUGUAAUCUAUAUGCUAUUUUACCGUACUCACAAUUUUAACUGGGAAAUAUCUCAAUAUUUCUGGCAAUCACUGUUGUACUACACAGUCUUAUAUUAUCAUGUUGAAAAGAGAUUUUUCUUAUUAAAAUUAUCUGCAAAAGUUGAAAGCACAGCCCUUUUUUUCCUGAUCCCAGCCUUUAUGAGUGAUUCUGAAGAUUUUGUUGUUAAUCUAUAUUGCUUCUGCGAGCCAUUGUUGUCUGCUUUUACUAAAGGGUCCUGGGACACAACUAUGCAAAGUAUUAACAUUUCCUUCCAGUUAAUGUUUUAUGAAGUUCUACAUCCAUAUAACCCUUGGGCUCCUUAUAUGGAUACAGGAAUAACAUUAGUAUUGAUAUGGCAUUAUUUGGUCCCAUGCCCGUACCACCUUUGAGAUUUAUUGUUAGGGGUACAGAUGUUUUUGAUAUUUUGCCAUUAUGCCCUUCAGUUGUCUCCACUGAGUUAGUCAUUUGCAAGUUUGUUCUUUAGCUUCCAUGGACUACAUGAUGUCUUCAAGUGCUGCAUCCCAACAUGAUUGGAGAAUGUGAUCCAAAAGAUACGUUGUAUAUUGAGUAUAUCAAGCCCGUAGCGCUGUUAUAUGUGGACAAUUUAUGAGAAAAAGAUGGAAAGGAAAAGAAUCAAUCCGUGGCAGAAACCAAGCUGACUUCAUGGAUCACUUUCUUGAAAGGGGCCUGCCUUCUUGUUCUGGAGAUACGGAUAAGUUGUGGUCACCUGAUCAAUUGGUAGGCACCCACCACUAGUGAUGGUCAGAUGCCAGUGUCACAUGAGCUCCUGUGAUCCUGCUCCUUUGUUCACUUGGUCGACACUAAAUCUCUAGCUCUAUCCCUUCAGUUUGGUGCCAGCUUUACAAAACUUUCGUCUAAUGAAUUUCUUAUCCAAGAUCAGCUUCUUGGUAGAAAGUUGGAUUAUUUUUUGGAACUUUAGUUUUUUCUUCUUUUCUUUUCGUCUUUGGUUAACGGUUCUUGUUUCACCUAAAGUGAGAAUUCUGCAGACCUCUCUCACUGAUGAAGGAUUAGUGGAUGAAUUCCUAUAUCUUUUAAGAUUUUCAGAGGGACAGCUGAAAUUUUUAUAGUUUAGAUUAUUUAUAUAUGAAUAAAAAUGAAAUUCAAAUGC